This is a messenger RNA of Rotaria sp. Silwood1, 858 nucleotides long. The record is from the annotation of a GenBank genome assembly. Lineage: Eukaryota; Metazoa; Rotifera; Eurotatoria; Philodinida; Philodinidae.
AUGUUACCCGUUAUUCGACAUGAGAAAUCCGAAGAACUAUAUUUAACAAAACUCGGUCUACGAUUUAUCUGGAUUGGACAUGCUUCAUGUUUUGUUCAAAUGAACAAUUUUCGAUUUCUUGUCGAUCCAGUUUUCAGUGAACGUUGUGGUGUGGCAUCAUUUAUCGGACCGAAACGUUUCCGCCCACCGGCAUUAAUAAUAAAUGAUUUACCCGAUGAUCUUGAUGCUAUACUUAUUUCACAUAAUCAUUUUGAUCAUCUCGAUUAUUCUAGCGUAAAAGAAUUAAAUAAACUUUAUGGUGAACGACUAACUUGGUUCUGUGGUCGAGGUACUCGACAAUGGUUUCUUGAUAAUAAUGUAAAAAAUGUUGUCGAGCUCGAUUGGUGGGAAGAGUAUCAUUUUUCGAAAAAAGAAGUGAACAUUGCAUUUUGUCCAGCUCAACACUGGAGUGGUCGUACUGCAUUCGACACAAACAAAUCUUUGUGGGGCAGUUAUGCUGUCUGGGAUGCUACACACAAAUUUUACUUUGCUGGCGAUACAGGUUAUACUCAUAAUAUUUCAAUUUUUCGACAAAUUGGCGAAAAAUAUGGCCCAUUCAACUUAAGUGCUAUACCGAUCGGUAAUUACGAACCACAAUGGAUAAAGCAAGCUCAUCAUGUGUCACCAGAUGAAGCUGUUCAGAUGCAUAUUGAUGUUCAAUCAAAAAAAUCGAUUGGCAUUCAUUGGGGUACAUGGGGAUUUGGAAAUGAAUAUUUUAUGGAACCACCUGAGAAACUUUCUAAAGCAGUUAAAAUCAAUCAACUCGAUCCGUCAUCAUUUAUUGUAGUUAAACAUGGUGAAAUUUUUGAUUUACCCUAG